Messenger RNA from Pleuronectes platessa (European plaice), 1187 nucleotides. RefSeq names its product GTPase IMAP family member 9. The record is from RefSeq and is a predicted model, not a curated record. NCBI's taxonomy places the organism in Eukaryota, Metazoa, Chordata, Actinopteri, Pleuronectiformes, Pleuronectidae. Gene Ontology annotation, molecular function: GTP binding. The coding region runs from base 238 to 1020 and encodes 260 amino acids. The transcript has 3 exons.
CGGUACGCCCUUCACAAAAUCCUUCCUUGGUGAUUGGACAGGCGCUUAACCCCCGAACCCAUAAAGACCAGAGGAAGAAGGAAAAUUCACUCUGUCUUUGAUGAAACUUCACUUGGACUCUGACGAGACUUCACUGACAAACAUGUCCAAGGAACAAACCUAUCCAGAGGACUCUCUCAGGAUGGUUCUUAUUGGGAAGACUGGAGUUGGAAAAGUGCAGCAGGAAACACCAUCUUAAUGGAGAAGGUUUUUCAUUCAUCACUUUCUGUUUCCUCAGUGAUGAUAGAGUGUAGGAGAGAAUCAGGGAAGGUUCAGGGCCAAAAGCUGGAGGUCAUUGAUACUCCAGGUCUGUUUGACACCGAGCUGAGUAAUGAGCAGCUGAAGGCGCAAAUCUCUAAGUGCAUCACAUACGCUUCUCCUGGACCUCAAGUGUUCCUGAUCAUCCUCAAGGCAGAGAGAGUCACUGAAGAAGAAGAAGAAACAGUGAAACUCCUUCAGAUGCUGUUUGGAGAACAGGCUGCACGUUACACCAUGACCCUGUUCACCCGUGGAGACGAUCUGGAGGCAGAAGGUGUCUCCAUAGAAGACGUCAUUGGUAACAAUAAGGUUCUCAGAGCCUUCCUCCAUCAGUGCAAAGGAGGAUACCAUGUUUUUAACAACAGAAAUAAAGAUCCUGCUCAGGUCCAUGAGCUGCUGAAGGAGAUCAACACAAUGGUUGAGAGAAAUGGAGGAAGAUACUUCACCAACGAGAUGUUCCAAGAGGCUGAGGGAGAGGUAGAAGAAAAGAAGAAUGAGCUUCUGAAGGUUGAUCCACAGAGGGACCGGGAUGAAGUAAGAAGUGAAGCAAAAGAAUAUGUGGCAAGAUUUGGAUUUCAUACCUUGGCCCUUAUUGUAGAAAGGGUUGGAGCUUGGCUUAGAGAGUCGACUGAGAUGAGAGUUGGAGUGGGACGUGUGCUUGAAGGAGCAGUGGGAUUUGUGCCUAAAGCAGAUAAGAACAAACAAAAGUGCCUCACACAGUGAUAUUUAAUAUCAAGGAGUCAUCAGCUCAUUGCAGCUAAAUGAAAAUAGAUACAAAUAAAAAAUCUAAUCGUUAAAAGAGUAUUUGAUCAUGUUGUAAGGUCAGAGUGACCUUGAGUGAUUUGUGAUUUGUGAAUAUGGGCUUUACAAAUAAAAUUGAAUUGAUUGAU